UCCUUUCUUUCCCUCGCUAGCUCCACCGAUCUAGAUCCCUCCCCUCCUCCACUCCUCUCCCCGAUAUAGAUCCUUCCGCCGCCGCCCCGUCCUCCCCUUCCUUUCGUCGCCCACCUCUCCCCUCGCCUCCGCCACCCACCUCUCCCCCUCCCACAUCGCCGCCGCUGCCACACACUGCCAAUCCCCUCACUCCACCACGCCUUCUUCCUGUCCCGAUUGUCGGAUGGGCAUCGACACGGCCAGCGUCAAGAUGUCCAUGAACCCCUUCUGCGAGAUUGCCGUGGAGGAGGAGUUGCGGCUCCGCGAGGCCGGCGCCGCCUCCGAGGACAUUGCCGCACAGUCAGUCCCGCGUAGGCCGCCGACAUGCUCCGCACCACGCUCGCCAUGGGUGCCGACCGCGCCGUCCACAUCCUCCACAACCCCGGCCCCGCCCGCCCGCUCCUCCCGCUCGCCGUCGCCAAGAUCCUCCGUGCCCUCGCGCUCCAGGAGACCCCCGGCCUCCUCAUCCUCGGCAAGCAGAAUGCUCCCUCCAGGUGAAGUCGCCCACCGCAGCGCCAGGGGAUUCGUCUCCGAGGACGAGUUCCUCUCCAUCCCGGAGUUCUCCACCAACCGGCUCUCCCAAAGGUUGCUACAUAUGGUUGAUGGAUUGAACUUCAAGGAAUUUAUUUCUUUUCUCUCUACCUUCAGCGCAAGGGCCAGCCUUCAGCAAAAGAUUGAGUUGAUAUUUAAGGUGUAUGGCAUUGAUGGCAAGGGGAAAGUAUCCUUCAAGGACCUGGGAGAGGUUUCACGGGACCUAACAGGCUCAUCCAUGUCAGAGAAACAAAGAGAGGUCAGGCUCACGUUUCCCCUCCUGCCCGCCGACGCACUGCUUUUGCAAACAGAAAUGAAGCGUCAAUGAUAUGAACCACAACAACAAUUGUCAGAGCGCCAUGGACCCCAGAAGGGACGCAGCUGCUGGCUCUGCGCCAAAGAGAGCCAUGCAUGCGCCAUUGGUUUUGUCGUCUACCGCUCCUCCCCGUGUUCCAGAGUACUCGCUUGUUGCUUCAUUGAAUUGCUUGGCUGGUGCUCGCAAUUGCGUGGUUUGGUUUCGUUUGACUUAGCACUGAAUCCCUCAAUUUACCAUUCAGUGAACAAUCCUCUCAUGGUAUUUGUCUACACUAGAUUACUCCUACUGUGAUGAUGAUGUGUCUGAUGAUAGACACCUUGCAACUAGCCACACAUGUACUGAUAGUUUAUUGUGAUUAUUACUGUACCAUGAGUCAUUCAACACUUGAAGGCACUGAACUACUAUUCUGUAUUUUAUAAUAUGUUCCUGUUAUGCAUGACAUAGGCUUGAUGAAAUCUUAGUCUUUUAAUCACAAUAACAUGGCAGUAACAUGUUAUCACCCUGGAUGAAGAAAAUCAUAUGUAAUGAGUUCUUUAAUGUUAAAUUACCUCAAUUGUCAAGCACUGUUUGUUUUUGUAUACAUUUGCUGCUAUCAAUCGACUACAGUAGUCAUUUGGAUGCUUGGGGCUUGCAUAUAUUCUACUGCACUUGAAACAUCAAGACGUAUUUUUCCUUGUUUUGGGAACAAUUGGUGAACUUCACAUUCCUGAAUAUAUGCAUUACUAUUCGGUAUAGGUCUAGGCUACUCUUCGUAUUUUACAACUCCUUAUCAUGCCCCUCUAAUAUUUCUAUAGGUGGCCAUGAACUCAAUAAAUCAUCAGGAAAUGCCUUUGCUGCAGCUCACCUAUGGCCUUGUUUGUCCUGCAGGUUAGUGAGCAACAUUAGGAGGAGGAGCUCAAGCAGGACACCAUGAUGCACCACUGCAGCAGCAGAUUUGGAAGCUGGGAAUCUGGGGAAUCUGGGGAAUGCGAAGUUGAAGAGAGCUGGAGUAUAUAGACUGUGAUUACCAUUCUAUUGUGUUAUAUUAUGAUGUAACAUGAUGAUUCUGCUAUUUUGUCUUUGUUGUAUGAUGUAUCAAACUGAUUCUGGCUGUUAUGUGAAGUACUACGUGUGUUCUCUAA
This is a messenger RNA of Triticum dicoccoides, 2007 nucleotides long. RefSeq lists its product as uncharacterized. Gene Ontology annotation, molecular function: calcium ion binding. Lineage: Eukaryota; Viridiplantae; Streptophyta; Magnoliopsida; Poales; Poaceae. The record is from RefSeq and is a predicted model, not a curated record. The coding region runs from base 224 to 898 and encodes 224 amino acids. The transcript has 6 exons.